Tachysurus fulvidraco (yellow catfish) is the source of this 1665-nucleotide messenger RNA. RefSeq names its product Galectin-related protein A-like. NCBI's taxonomy places the organism in Eukaryota, Metazoa, Chordata, Actinopteri, Siluriformes, Bagridae. Bases 170 to 619 code for a protein of 149 amino acids. The transcript is spliced from 4 exons. The record is from RefSeq and is a predicted model, not a curated record. Gene Ontology annotation, molecular function: carbohydrate binding.
CCAUUUUGGAGUCUGCAGCGUGUCGUCACUACAGCCGGCCGUCGCGUAUCCAGGAGACGGUUUCCACGGAAACCAGGGAGGGCGGGGAGACGGCACCCGAGACGCGAGGCGGGGUUUAAAUAAUACAUUUAUUAUAAUUGUAAUAAUCAAGAUCUGGUCAGAAGGGAACAUGGCUAAUACAACAACACCGAGCAAUGAGGAGGUUUACGUUGGACAGAUUAAAGGAGGUCUGCGUCCUGCUAUGAGAAUCGUACUGAUGGGCAUCAUUCACAAACAACCAAAAAGUUUGUCGGUGAUGGUGUCCUGCCCACCACGAGGACAAGGUGAUGAGGAGCAGGAGGGAGACGUGGGCCUGCAGCUGACCAUCAAGUUCACAGAAAAGGCCGUGAUCCGCAAUUCCAGAGUCAACGGGAAGUGGGGGGCGUCAGAAAGCAUCCUCUCUUUCUUCCCUUUUGCUGCCGGAGAGUCUUUUAAAAUGGAGAUCGUGUGUGAGCACCAGCAGUUCCGGAUCCUGGUAGAUGGUCAGCCGUUGUGUGGAUUCAGUCACAGAGUCACCCAGCUUGCGUCCCUCACGUCCCUGCGUGUGGGUGGAGACGUGCAGCUCACUAAAGUCGCAUAAAAAGAAAAGAGAUGACAUCCAAAAAAGUCUCACACACACACACACACACACACACACACACACACACACACACACACAAUAUAAUUGUAAGCAUUUGAUAUACCAUGUUCUGGUAAGUUAAUUUUCCUCCUGUAAUGACCUUUGACCCUCUGCAAUGACAGAGGAGUCAAGAAAAAAAAAACACACCUAUUCCCAACCUAAUCCUGUGUAACACUCGGACCUCACGCACACACGGAUAGAUUUUUCCUGGAAGCACGUUUUUCUCCUCCGUUUAAAAAAAAAGUCCAAAUUUUUCCCCAAACCGUAUUCUCACUUCUGAUUGGUCAGAAAGCUGCAUUAAGGCACUACUCGUUUCUAUAGUAACGAAAGAAGCAUACGAAGGCCAAAGCGAAAACGUUGCUUUUAAAAAUAUCCGUGUUGACGCUGCUUCAGUGACGCAAAUGUAAGACUAGUUUAGACGAAAUAAACGUGUGUAUUCAAAUAAUUAAACAUCUCCAUACUGCGAGAUCAGUGGAGGCGAAGAACAUCUCAAACACCUGCUACAGCAUCGACCUCGACCUUUGGCUAUUUCAUGGUUCAACAGAAGUGCCUUGACAUGUGUGUGUGUGUGUGUGUGUGUGUGUGUGUGUGUGUGUGUGUGUGUGUGUGUGUGUGUGGUUACUCUGUGUUCGUGCAGUGAAAAUACAUCCUGAACCACUUCAGAAGGCUCUCUGAGAGAUUUCUGAUGCAAUAUCUUACAUGGUGCUAUAGAACAGGGUGGUGUGUGUGUGUGUGUGUGCGUGUGUGUGUGUGUGUGUGUGUGUGUGUGUGUGUGUGUGUGUGUGUGUGACGCUUGUCUAUUAAACACUUUUAACACACACUUGGACGUUGACGUACGCUGCAUUAGAGGUUGCGUCAUCAUUUCUGUGUGUGUUUCAUCGAUAUGACGAAUGCACGUCCCAUGAAACUGACACGAGUGAUUGAGGGGAAAAAAAAACAUGUCUCUUAAGAUGCUUUUGUUUGAAUUUGAUGCUUAAUGAAGACAAUAAAAGUCUUUUUGCAAAUCA